Cladophialophora carrionii CBS 160.54 is the source of this 2610-nucleotide messenger RNA. RefSeq lists its product as uncharacterized. Lineage: Eukaryota; Fungi; Ascomycota; Eurotiomycetes; Chaetothyriales; Herpotrichiellaceae. The coding region runs from base 1 to 2610 and encodes 869 amino acids. Gene Ontology annotation, biological process: regulation of DNA-templated transcription; peptidyl-arginine N-methylation. Gene Ontology annotation, cellular component: nucleus; cytosol. The transcript is spliced from 5 exons. The record is from RefSeq and is a predicted model, not a curated record.
AUGGAGGAGUCUCCCAGGUUCAUUGUCGGGCAUCAUGACUCGAAGAGGCCUAUCCCGGUCACUGCGGCAACUAUACAGGAUGCCCAUGCUGCAAAUUAUGACAUGGUGACGAGCCCUAUCACAACACCUCACUUUCAUUCUCGAGUCUUGACACUGCUGUCCUCGUCUCUUUCGUCCCAUGCAGGAGGGGGCUUCACUAAGAACAGGAAUGCCUCGCCUGUCGUUGUGACGCCUCUGAAUCCAGCUGAUACUCCAUUGACUCCCGAUGAGUCUAUCAGUCAGAUCAUUGGAAUCACCAGUUCUUGGAUCGACCUGGGAUCACCCGACCCCAUCAUUGCAGACGUGUCUCGACAGGUCCUGCAACUGGAACUAGCAUAUGCUGCUUUUUGCGGAGUCAUCUAUGCCUUGAUACCUGGGCCCCGUCUCCGUGGCCACGGUGCAUGUGAUAGUGGAAUCGCCCAGUAUGCGAGAGCACUCGUGGAUGCGCUAGCACAAGCGCCCUACAUGCAGCUCUAUAUAUGGUUUCCUAUGAUCGACAACUCAAAGGAACAAGCGGAGCAGAUGGGUGACCUUGCUCCAUUUGCCCGUCAGCAAUAUUUGGAUCAAGAUGAGGCCGAAAGCAAGAGAUUGGAUUUAUUCGGAACCUGGGAAGCUUGGGACAUGAUUAGAUCGAUAUGUAAUUAUCCUUCUAGGUUAUGUGUAGCAUUAUCAGUACCAAAACUCCUCCCACCCGUGCCAAUCCAGUCUCGAUGGUACUCAGAACCCGUUCGGCUCAUCACCCUCGACAAGCACGUUUUCUCCACGAAUGCCAAAGGUUACCCUGUGCUGACACGCUCUCACCAAGCAUUCAUCUUGAGAUUUGCUCGACUCCGCACAGCACCAUGGUUCCUUCUUUGUGACGUUGGGUCAUUGGCGAGCAGCAUCACGAAUGGAUCAGUCGUGGAUGCCUCGACUGCCAACAAAGCCUUUCCCACCCUCGCCCAAGCAGCAGAAUCAAAUGGCCUUAAAGACGCAGCUCCGCAUCUCUCGUACAUGCGGAAUCUGCAGACCAAACAGCCUAUACAAACAGCCCUUGACCGCUUCGGCGCGGGAUACCAAGACUACCUGCAGGCGCCUCUCCAGCCAUUGAGCGUUAAUCUUGAGAGCAUCACCUAUGAAGCGUUUGAGAAAGAUCCAAUCAAGUAUGCGUGGUACGAACGCGCCGUUGCCCGGGCUCUGCACGACUGGAUUGAACAAGCCAAACCCACCUCGAAUCCUGAUGGACGGGUGGUGGUCGCCGUGGUGGGUGCAGGUCGAGGCCCGCUAGUCACUCGUGCUCUGAAAGCAAGCGAAGACGUUGGAGUCGAGAUUGACAUGUGGGUCCUAGAAAAGAACCCAAAUGCUUUUGUGCUUCUUCAGCGGCAUAACGAGACGACGUGGAAAGGCCGUGUGAACUUGGUGAAGUCUGACAUGAGGACGUGGAGAGGCCCGAUUCGACCAGCAACGAAAAGUGCACCUAAUCGAAUCUACAACACAGUGCCAGAAGAUGACACCGACAAUAAGGGGGUCAAACCAGACAUCAGCUUGACUCAGCCAUCAUCUACAGGUUCCACAACCCUCAACACAAUCGACCUUCUCGGUACGGCACCUGAAACCACAACCCCUACGCCUUACAAGAUCGAUAUCCUGAUAAGCGAACUCCUUGGCUCGUUCGGUGACAACGAGCUCUCUCCAGAGUGCCUUGACGGCGUGCAGCACCUUCUGAACCCGGGGCACGGUAUCUCCAUUCCAGCAUCGUAUACGGCUCACAUUACACCCAUUGCCGCGCCCAAGUUGUACGCAGACAUCAAGCACGGCAUGAGCCCAUCGAAUCCAAGUGCAACCGAAACACCGUAUGUGGUCAUGCUAAAUGCCAUUGACUACCUCAGCACGGCAACAACGGAGAAAGAUGGGCAGGUAGCAGAUUCACAACCACCACACACUCAAGCCUCAAGCCCGCCACCGACUUCAACCCCAGUAAUCCACCAGACAUGGGCCUUCUAUCACCCGAAUUCGAGCUUACCAUUACUCUCUCCCUCAACGGUGGGACCAUCCGUAAUUACGGAGCCAUCGCUAUCCAACGCUCAUAACGCCCGCGUGUGCACACUGACGUACCCUAUCCCGUACCGUGGGACAUGCCACGGGCUAGCGGGUUACUUCGAGUCUGUGCUCUACCGUGGUGUUGAACUGUCGACGAACCCGAACACGAUGGAUCACAAGAGCGAAGGCAUGAUCAGUUGGUUUCCGAUCUAUUUCCCCUUGAAGAGCCCCCUCUACCUCCCUGACAACUCCGAAUUGGAAUUGACCAUGUGGCGCAAGACCGACGACCGCAAGGUCUGGUACGAAUGGCUUGUCGAUGUGUAUGCCUAUCUUCCUGCUUCACUUGUUCCGGCCACUUCUCUGUCCCGGGCUCCCACGCAGAAAACAGGCACCGACGACAGCGGCAAGGGCAAGGAACGGGCAGCUCCGCCCAUCUCCGUCGAAUCACCCAAAGCAGGCCAGGGGAGUACGGCAGCAGUCCAAAAGGGCAAGAAGAUCCGAAUCGGAGGUAGUGAAUUGCAUUCUUCAGAGAAGGAGGCCUGUCUGAUGUAG